Messenger RNA from Trichomonas vaginalis G3, 1260 nucleotides. RefSeq lists its product as uncharacterized. The record is from RefSeq and is a predicted model, not a curated record. The coding region runs from base 1 to 1260 and encodes 419 amino acids. The transcript has a single exon. Lineage: Eukaryota; Parabasalia; Trichomonadida; Trichomonadidae.
AUGACUGAAAAAUCUUCAAUACCUGAAGCCAGGACAAUUGAAGAUAUGCAAAGAAAAAUUUCAUCAAAAGAGGCUGAAUUGGAAGAAAUAUUUAAUGAAAUUGAUGAACUUCAAAAUACAAAUGAUGAAUUACACGCCCAACAUACAGCAAUUCAAAUCCAAUUAAAUCAGCGAGUUAAGGAAGCUAAAAGAGAAGAGGGAUUAAAGAAAUCUCUCUUACUUGAAAGACAAUCUAGCGCUUCGCCUGCAAUUGAUCCAAUUCUUCUUCAAACUGAACAUUACGAUUUUCUUGUUGGUAAAGAAGACUCGAUUCGCAAACUUUCAAUUGAUUUAGAAGCACUUCAGAAGAAAUGUGAUAACCAAGAGUCCGAAUUACAAAGUGUCGUUCAAAAGAACGAUGAAACAGAACAAGAAAUCGCAAGGAUCGAAAGAGAAAUACAAAUCCUUGCUUCAAAAGGAAAAACAAUGAUUCAAGAAACAAAUGCUUUUAAAUACAACAUAACCCAGUUAAAAAGCGAUAUAGGAUUAUAUAAUAAAAAUAUAAACGAAAUUGAAGUACAGAUUAAAGAUGUUGUUAAUCAAAUUGAGAAAUUACAAAGUGAUUUACCAUUAUUAGGUAACAUUCAGCGUGAAAUCGAUACAAUUAGAAGAGAUAAUGAAGAAAUUAAAGAUAAAAUAGCACGUGCUACAGAAGAUGUGGAAGAAUUCGAGAAAAAUGCUGCAGAUGAACUGGACAUGAUUAAAGCAAGAGGUGAAAAAGCAAAGGAGAUCAUUGGAUGGUCUUCUGAAGAAAAAUCUCUAAUGAAUGAACUUAAUACAGUCACAGUUGAAGAUCAACAAGUUUCAGAAGAACUAGAUAAGAUAUUAAAUGAAAACACAAUUCUAAAGAAGAGGUUAUUAAAGUUACAGCCUAUUCAUAAGAAAUGGGCAGUUGCACUCAGAAAUGCAGAUUUAUCUCAUGAAACAGACACAAAUAUUGACCAACUCUUGAAGGAGUGCACACUCAAAAGUAAAAAGCAAAACAAGAAAGAAGGCGAUCAUAAGAAACGUCUUCAAGACUUAAUUGAAAAUAAUGAAAAGUUAGUGAACAAGAUUGCUAAAAGAAGAGAAAAACUUGAUAUAGUAAUGGGAAGAUUUAAGAUAGAAGAAAGCCAACUUAAAUCUCAGAUCAGAUCAAUUAGAAAUAGCGUGUUCGAAAAAGAGAAUGAGCUUAUUGAACAAAUACAGGCUUACAAAGUCAAAUUUGCUGAUAAUAAGUAA